This is a messenger RNA of Iphiclides podalirius (scarce swallowtail), 273 nucleotides long. The record is from the annotation of a GenBank genome assembly. Lineage: Eukaryota; Metazoa; Arthropoda; Insecta; Lepidoptera; Papilionidae.
AUGGGAAGAGCGGCCGAGACGAGACGACAGACGCGCGCGCACGUCCGAAGGACUCUACCUAGACUGUGGCGGCCGGCGGAGAAAGCGCACGCGCAGACACCGCGCAGUCUGCCCGCGAUGCGUUUUCGCGGCGGAAAUCGACAGUCUUUUCCGGACGUAGACGCGGCCCAGCCCCCUCGUCUCGCUCCGUCGGACGCGCUUGUCUCUCUAUUUUCCUCGAACUCCGAUAGAAGCCGCUCAGCUCGCGGCCGCUUCGCCGAAACGCCGUCAGAU